GAUGAUCUUUGGUUUUCAGUGACUUUUAAACAUUUUACAUAUUCGUUUCGCUUAUUUAAAAUACCCAAGUGUAUUUUUAUAUCUACCCCUAUUGUUUUAGUUUCAUUAUUACUUCUUCAGCUGUAUGUAUCUAUAACCAGAGAUCGAAAUGUAAACCAAUAGUUCUUCAAUAAUUUAGCCCGUUCAGCGCAUAAAACUAUGGCAUCGCGUCAGUCUUCAAAAGCUUCUGCAUCCAGUGAAGUCCCUUUUCAAGGAACCAGCGGAGAAUUAAUUAAAAUCAGCGAAUUUAUCGAAUCCUGGAAGCAAAUGUCGGAAUAUGAUCUUGGUACUGUUAGGUCUGAGAAGCACUAUAUCCAAGAUGCUAUGGACCUAAAUGAUUCUGACUAUUACAGACAAGCUGUGAAUUGUAGUGACCAGUUGUUGUAUUCUGGAGAUGAAAUAAAAGCCAGAUUUCCUUGUCUCAAUAUCUUCACAGAUGAUGUAAAGCUCAUGUCAGUCAAACUCCAAGAACUGGAUGUGAAACAGCGCAAUGCAGAUCCACUCUACAAAAGAAAUGUUUUACUUCCACAGAAAUCUAAAAUACUGGAUGUGGAAUUGGUAAAUUGGUUUUCUUUUUUUCUCUUAUUUUUUGUUCUUUUUUUUUUUAACUUCUGGAUGCUACACCAUUCUCUACUACUCUAUGGUGUGUGGUUGCGUCUGUGUCUAUGUAUGUGUGGUUGUGUCUGUGUAUGUGUGAUUUUAUUUGUUUUAGUCAUUUGACUGCAGCCAUGCUGGAGCACCGUCUUUAGUCGAAGAAGUCACAACUAUGCACUCACACACUCAAAUACACACAAGCACACACACUCAGCCACAAACACAUGCACACUCAACCACACAAGCACGUGCACACACACACACACACUCAACCACACAAGCACACACAUACAUACAACCACACAAGCACACAGACACACAUACACAUACAUACUCGCACAGACACACACACAUACAAUCAGCCCCCCCCAACCCACACACAUACAAUCAGCCCCCCAACCCACACACAUACACACACUCAACCAUUCAGACAU
Messenger RNA from Octopus bimaculoides (California two-spot octopus), 1067 nucleotides. Its product is annotated as snRNA-activating protein complex subunit 3. Lineage: Eukaryota; Metazoa; Mollusca; Cephalopoda; Octopoda; Octopodidae. Gene Ontology annotation, cellular component: snRNA-activating protein complex. Gene Ontology annotation, molecular function: RNA polymerase III type 3 promoter sequence-specific DNA binding; core promoter sequence-specific DNA binding; RNA polymerase II cis-regulatory region sequence-specific DNA binding. Gene Ontology annotation, biological process: snRNA transcription by RNA polymerase III; snRNA transcription by RNA polymerase II. The record is from RefSeq and is a predicted model, not a curated record.